AUGACUGGUAGAGGGAGACCGGGCAAGGCAAGGAGUCCAGACACAAAGUGUGCCACGUGUAAAACUAGACCUGAGGAAUUGAAACCAUAUGUGCCCAAAAGUCCAGGGAAAGGCUUUGCAGAAGAGAAGCAGAAACGUACCACAAAGGAACAGAAACCAAAGGUGCAGAAAAAGGCAGUCCGCUUUGAAGAGAAGCCACAUGUACAGAGCACCUGUAAAGACAAGACCACAAAACCAUUCACAGAGAAGACCAACAAGCAGCAAAGUACACCUACAGAAAUAACAAAGGUUCCUGUACAAGUCACAAAAGCCUGUGCUAAAAGGGCUGAAACAACAGAACAAUCUGUAGAAAAGAUAACGAAGACGCCAAAGGACACUACAAAGGGCUCUUUGAAGCCCACAAAAGCAAAAAAAUGUGGUGGGAAGGCCAAAUCGGCAGAAAAAAAUUUAGAGGAGCUGACAAAGGUACAGCCAGAUGCACCAAAGGACACCACGACGGCUUCUAUGAAGACAACCAAAGCAAAAACAUGCGCUGACAAAGCCAAAUCACCAGGAAAAAUCAAAGAGACAACCACGGAAAUGCUGCCAGAGACCCCAAAGAAGACCACAAAGGUUUGUGUACCACAAGAAAGGCGUGAAGACAAAGUAAACUCUAUCCUCAACAAAACUCUGGAAAAUCUGAAGAUUAAAAGGGACGAAAGAUCAGAUGCAGCAGAAGUCAUCAAUAAAAUAGUAAAAACUAUAACCGUGCAUUUGAAAAAGAACACCCAGUGCUUUAAAGAAGUAACCGACCUUCCUACUGGAAGUUACUAUGAAAAUCUAAAGAUUUCUAAACCUGAUGAAUUCGACAUCAUGCUGGCCAUUCCUGUUGACCGAGUGAACGUUAAUCCAUUCGGAGAUGAUGGAGCCUAUUACAGUGUGGAAUUAAAACGUGGCGAGAGCCCUUUGCAGAAAUUUCUAGAGAAAAACAUUUUAUCCGCCAGUAAAAUGCUUAAGGAGUUCAGGGACGAAGUGAAGAAAUGUGUCAAGCGAUUCCCAGUAUGUAAGCCAUGGAAAAUAGGCUGCCCUGCAGUGACCCUAACCACAACAGUACAAUCAAUCGCCAUUUCACUGGAUGUUGUUCUCAGUAUCAUGGUUAAAUCAAGCUGGCCACCUUUCACCAAUGAAGGCAUUAAAAUAGAUGGCUGGCUGGGAACUAAAGAAAAGCAGGAAUACAAGCGAAAGCCAUAUUAUCUAGUACCAAAAUACGAGGGCAGGGGCAAUGUGGAAAAUGACGGGGUCCUUGCCAAGGAUACUUGGCGUGUUUCAUUCUCUCAUAUUGAGAAAGCCAUACUGAAGAAUCACGGAUCGGAGAAGACAUGCUGUGAGAAAGCCGGAGCACGAUGCUGCAGGAAGGAUUGUUUGAAGCUCCUAAAGCACCUUCUCAAACUGCUGAAGGAAAAAGACUCCUCAUUUGACAAGUUCUGCUCCUACCAUGCCAAGACCACACUCUUACAUGCUUGCUGCUCUAGAACUAAAGACAGUGACUGGAUAGGCUCAAACCUGAGCAGCUGUUUUCAGCUGCUUCUAAAGGACUUUAUAGGGCAUCUUGAAGCUGGUGUACUCAACAACUUCUUUAUCCCAACUCAGAACCUGCUCUCCGGUCCCACCCAGUCCAAGUGCAAAAGUCUGGCUCUUCGUAUCAGGGAGGAAUGGGAAAAUGGAUUUCCUAUUUUUAAGUGACAACUUCACAGCCUUUGGGUACGCUACUUUGGUUUAUUUUUGGUUUUGGUAGAUGGAAUUUUGUGAAGGCAGAACAUCAACUAUGUUUGGUCUACAUGCAGACCAACAUCAGCAGCAGAACAUUUUGAUGUGUACUUUGGGUCAAGGGUUAAAUUCUAAUUGUCUGCUGACCACACUCCUCACUGUUCGGUUACAUGCUUUCCUGGGCUCCGCAAUCAUUU
This is a messenger RNA of Perca flavescens (yellow perch), 1943 nucleotides long. It is a transcript of the gene cgasa, whose product is annotated as cyclic GMP-AMP synthase a. The transcript has 6 exons. The coding region runs from base 1 to 1722 and encodes 573 amino acids. The record is from RefSeq and is a predicted model, not a curated record. Lineage: Eukaryota; Metazoa; Chordata; Actinopteri; Perciformes; Percidae. Gene Ontology annotation, molecular function: double-stranded DNA binding; chromatin binding; 2',3'-cyclic GMP-AMP synthase activity. Gene Ontology annotation, cellular component: site of double-strand break; nucleus; cytosol. Gene Ontology annotation, biological process: cellular response to exogenous dsRNA; positive regulation of type I interferon production; DNA damage response.